AUGAAGACCAGGACUCCUCCUACCCUGAACGUUCCAUGUGCUGGCUGCAAAAGGUUACGGCGAAAAUGCACGGCCGACUGCAUCUUCGUGCCGUAUUUUCCGGCAACCGAACCGGAGAAAUUCGCUGAAGUGCAUCGAGUUUUUGGCGCCAGCAACGUGACCAAGAUGCUUCGAGAUAUUCCCGUGAGCCAGAGAGGGGACGCAGUCAGCAGCUUGGUGUUUGAGGCCCGUACCAGGCUCAAGGACCCCGUCUACGGCUGCGUGUCAACCAUGGCCGCGCUCCAGCAUCAGGUUAACCAGCUCCAGGCCGAGCUGUUGGCAGCCAGGGCGGAGAACGCCUCCCUGGGAGCCCAGCUGUCAGAGGUGAUGCUGCUGCUGUCCACCGUCACGCCGAGGGCGAGCACGAGCGCCCAGUCGCUGGAAGCCGGCAACUCCGUCGAUGUGGCCAUAACUAGUGCCUUUGACAGGUGUUAUUCUCCGGGACCCAUCGUGUCUUAACUUGCCGACGUUCGGCCCGAGGAAGAUAGAAAGUGCAGAAGGAAGCUGGAAGUAAUGGGCUGCAAAUAUGGUUGCAGGGUUAAGACACCUAGCACUCUAUGUCAGAUAUAAUAAUCUCAAGGUUUUAACAUUUUUAGUUAGUUAAUAUGGAGCGGAAUUCGACUUUUUCUCUCAUUGUAACUAGUUUUUUCCUUUUUAAUUUUAUUUGGGAAAAUCAGCUUGGGUGGGUGACUUUCGUCCCUCACAGUAUGACACGAGACAGAAGGUGAUUUAAAAUCACUGGGGAUCUCAUAUCCGAGAGAACUUGAGGUCGGACUUUCUGCCAUCUGACCUCAAGCCUGAGGUUUUUGCAAUACACUGAGGAAUUCAAAUCCUCCUUUUUA
Nymphaea colorata (pocket water lily) is the source of this 881-nucleotide messenger RNA. Its product is annotated as LOB domain-containing protein 4-like. Lineage: Eukaryota; Viridiplantae; Streptophyta; Magnoliopsida; Nymphaeales; Nymphaeaceae. The transcript has 2 exons. The record is from RefSeq and is a predicted model, not a curated record. The coding region runs from base 1 to 498 and encodes 165 amino acids.